Molecule: messenger RNA, 4794 nt
Organism: Diatraea saccharalis (sugarcane borer)
Lineage: Eukaryota; Metazoa; Arthropoda; Insecta; Lepidoptera; Crambidae
Source: the annotation of a GenBank genome assembly
AUCAGUUUCAACACACAACUCUGGACAAAAACAACACCUGACUGACACAUUGGGAUGAAAAAUACACUGCUUUUACUGCUAUGUGCAUUUGCACUAGCGACUGCAACAAGUGGCGAUGUUUACCCAAACGGCUGUCCGAAAGAUCAUGACAUAGAACAACUAUUUCCACACAAUAAUUGUCACAAAUUUUAUCAAUGCUGGGAUGGAAAGCUUGUAGUACACACAUGCCCAUCCAAACUCUACUUCAGCGUUGAAGAAAACCGAUGUGAAUGGGCAAUAGAAGUCGAUUGCAGUGGUCGUGAAGUUCCAGAAGAUAAUAACGAUAGCGAUGAGAAUGAUAAUGAAGACAAAGGUAAUGAAGGUAGUACUUGCAAUUGCAAUCCUGAAGAAGCACCCGCUAUUUGCGCAGCUAAAGAUUCCAAUGGCGAGCUAGUUGCUCAUGAAAACUGCAAUCAGUUCUACAUUUGUAACGAAGGAGCCCCUGUGACCAUAAGUUGUCCAGGAAAUCUUCUAUUCAAUCCUUACGAAAAUAAAUGUGACUGGCCAGAUAAAGUACAAUGUGAUAACCGAGUUAUCCCUGACGGCGAAGAUUGUGAUGACAAUGGCAAUGAGGGAGGUGAUAAUGGAGGCGAGGGUAAUGGUGACAAUGAUAACGGAGAUGGUGGUAACGGAGGAGGUACUUGCAAUUGUAAUCCUGAAGAAGCACCCGCCAUUUGCCAAGCUGAAGACUCCAAUGACGUAUUAGUUGCGCACGAAAACUGCAAUCAAUUCUACGUAUGUAGCCAAGGAGCUCCUGUCGCCUUGAGUUGUCCAGGAAAUCUUCUAUUCAAUCCUUACAAAAACCAGUGUGACUGGCCAGAUAAGGUAGAAUGCGGUGAUCGAGUUAUCCCCGACGGCGAAGAUUGUGAUGAUAAUAGCAAUGAAGGAGGUGACAACGGAGGUGGAGAUAAUGGAGGCAAUGGAGGCGGUGAUAAUGGAGGCAAUGGUGGUGGUGAUAAUGGAGGCGAGGGUGAUGGCGACAAUGAUAACGGAGACGGUGGUAAUGGAGGAGGUACUUGCAAUUGUAAUCCUGAAGAAGCACCCGCUAUUUGCCAAGCUGAAGACUCCAAUGACGUAUUAGUUGCUCACGAAAACUGCAAUCAGUUCUACGUAUGUAGCCAAGGAGCUCCUGUCGCCUUGAGUUGUCCAGGAAAUCUUCUAUUCAAUCCUUACAAAAACCAGUGCGACUGGCCAGAUAAGGUAGAAUGCGGUAACAGAGUAAUCCCCGACGGCGAAGAUUGUGAUGAUAAUGGCAAUGAAGGAGGUGGUAAUGGAGGCGGUGAUAAUGGAGGCAAUGGCGGUGGUGAUAAUGGAGGCGAGGGUAAUGGUGACAAUGAUAAUGGAGACGGUGGUAAUGGAGGAGGUACUUGCAAUUGUAAACCUGAAGAAGCACCCGCUAUUUGUCAAGCUGAAGACUCCAAUGACGUAUUGGUUGCUCACGAAAACUGCAAUCAGUUCUACGUAUGUAGCCAAGGAGCUCCUGUCGCCUUGAGUUGUCCAGGAAAUCUUCUAUUCAAUCCUUACAAAAACCAGUGUGACUGGCCAGAUAAGGUAGAAUGCGGUGACCGAGUUAUCCCCGACGGCGAAGAUUGUGAUGAUAAUAGCAAUGAAGGAGGUGACAACGGAGGUGGAGAUAAUGGAGGCAAUGGAGACGGUGAUAAUGGAGGCAAUGGCGGUGGUGAUAAUGAAGGCGAGGGUGAUGGCGACAAUGAUAACGGAGACGGUGGUAAUGGAGGAGGUACUUGCAAUUGUAAUCCUGAAGAAGCACCCGCUAUUUGCCAAGCUGAAGACUCCAAUGACGUAUUAGUUGCUCACGAAAACUGCAAUCAGUUCUACAUAUGUAGCCAAGGAGCUCCUGUCGCCUUGAGUUGUCCAGGAAAUCUUCUAUUCAAUCCUUACAAAAACCAGUGUGACUGGCCAGAUAAGGUAGAAUGCGGUGACCGAGUUAUCCCCGACGGCGAAGAUUGUGAUGAUAAUAGCAAUGAAGGAGGUGACAACGGAGGUGGAGAUAAUGGAGGCAAUGAAGGCGGUGAUAAUGGAGGCAAUGGUGGUGGUGAUAAUGGAGGCGAAGGUGAUGGCGACAAUGAUAACGGAGACGGUGGUAAUGGAGGAGGUACUUGCAAUUGUAAUCCUGAAGAAGCACCCGCUAUUUGCCAAGCUGAAGACUCCAAUGACGUAUUAGUUGCUCACGAAAACUGCAAUCAGUUCUACAUAUGUAGCCAAGGAGCUCCUGUCGCCUUGAGUUGUCCAGGAAAUCUUCUAUUCAAUCCUUACAAAAACCAGUGUGACUGGCCAGAUAAGGUAGAAUGCGGUGACCGAGUUAUCCCCGACGGCGAAGAUUGUGAUGAUAAUAGCAAUGAAGGAGGUGACAACGGAGGUGGAGAUAAUGGAGGCAAUGGAGGCGGUGAUAAUGGAGGCAAUGGCGGUGGUGAUAAUGAAGGCGAGGGUGAUGGCGACAAUGAUAACGGAGACGGUGGUAAUGGAGGAGGUACUUGCAAUUGUAAUCCUGAAGAAGCACCCGCUAUUUGCGCAGCUGAAGAUUCCAAUGGCGAACUAGUAGCUCAUGAAAACUGCAAUCAGUUCUACAUUUGCAGCGCAGGAGUCCCUGUAGUUCUAAGCUGUCCAGCAAAUCUUCUUUUCAACCCUUAUAAAAACAUUUGUGAUUGGCCAGACAAAGUUGAAUGCGGUAACAGAGUAAUCCCCGACGGCGAAGAUUGUGAUGAUAACGACAAUGAAGGAGAUGACAAUGGAGGCAAUGGAAGCGGUGAUAAUGGAGGCAAUGGCGGCGGUGAUAAUGGAGGCGAGGGCAACGGAGACGGUGGUAAUGGAGGCGGUACUUGCAAUUGUAAUCCUGAAGAAGCACCCGCUAUUUGCGCAGCUGAAGAUUCCAAUGGCGAACUAGUAGCUCAUGAAAACUGCAAUCAGUUCUACAUUUGCAGCGCAGGAGCCCCUGUAGUUCUAAGCUGUCCAGGAAAUCUUCUUUUCAACCCUUAUAAAAACAUUUGUGAUUGGCCAGACAAAGUUGAAUGCGGUAACAGAGUAAUCCCCGACGGCGAAGAUUGUGAUGAUAACGACAAUGAAGGAGAUGACAAUGGAGGCAAUGGAAGCGGUGAUAAUGGAGGCAAUGGCGGCGGUGAUAAUGGAGGCGAGGGCAACGGAGACGGUGGUAAUGGAGGAGGUACUUGCAAUUGUAAUCCUGAAGAAGCACCCGCUAUUUGCGCAGCUGAAGAUUCCAAUGGCGAACUAGUAGCUCAUGAAAACUGCAAUCAGUUCUACAUUUGCAGCGCAGGAGCCCCUGUAGUUCUAAGCUGUCCAGGAAAUCUUCUUUUCAACCCUUAUAAAAACAUUUGUGAUUGGCCAGACAAAGUUGAAUGCGGUAACAGAGUAAUCCCCGACGGCGAAGAUUGUGAUGAUAACGACAAUGAAGGAGAUGACAAUGGAGGCAAUGGAAGCGGUGAUAAUGGAGGCAAUGGCGGCGGUGAUAAUGGAGGCGAGGGCAACGGAGACGGUGGUAAUGGAGGAGGUACUUGCAAUUGUAAUCCUGAAGAAGCACCCGCUAUUUGCGCAGCUGAAGAUUCCAAUGGCGAACUAGUAGCUCAUGAAAACUGCAAUCAGUUCUACAUUUGCAGCGCAGGAGCCCCUGUAGUUCUAAGCUGUCCAGGAAAUCUUCUUUUCAACCCUUAUAAAAACAUUUGUGAUUGGCCAGACAAAGUUGAAUGCGGUAACAGAGUAAUCCCCGACGGCGAAGAUUGUGAUGAUAACGACAAUGAAGGAGAUGACAAUGGAGGCAAUGGAAGCGGUGAUAAUGGAGGCAAUGGCGGCGGUGAUAAUGGAGGCGAGGGCAACGGAGACGGUGGUAAUGGAGGAGGUACUUGCAAUUGUAAUCCUGAAGAAGCACCCGCUAUUUGCGCAGCUGAAGAUUCCAAUGGCGAACUAGUAGCUCAUGAAAACUGCAAUCAAUUCUACAUUUGCAGCGCAGGAGCCCCUGUAGUUCUAAGCUGUCCAGGAAAUCUUCUUUUCAACCCUUAUAAAAACAUUUGUGAUUGGCCAGACAAAGUUGAAUGCGGUAACAGAGUAAUCCCCGACGGCGAAGAUUGUGAUGGUAACGACAAUGAAGGAGAUGACAAUGGAGGCAAUGGAAGCGGUGAUAAUGGAGGCAAUGGCGGCGGUGAUAAUGGAGGCGAGGACAACGGAGACGGUGGUAAUGGAGGAGGUACCUGCAAUUGCAAUCCAGAGGAUGCACCUGCUAUCUGCGCAGCUGAAGACUCCAACGGUGUUCUAAUCGCUCAUGAAAACUGCAACCAAUUCUACAUAUGUAGUGGAGGUGCACCUGUAACUUUAAGUUGUCCAGGAGACCUUCUAUUUAAUCCUUACACAAAUAAAUGUGACUGGGCUGAUAACGUUAAAUGUAUCAGAAACGAUAAUGAUGACACGAAAGAAGAAGAAGUCAAAGAACUUAGCUGCCUAGAAGCGAGUGGAGGAGCAGGCAACGACGACCCACGACUAGCUUCUGCUAUUUGUUCAUCUGAUAAUUCGGAGGGUGUCUUAAUUGCUCAUGAAAACUGCAAUCAAUUCUAUAUAUGUAAUCAUAACGAACCUGUAGCAAUGUCUUGCCCGGCAUCUCUACUAUUCAACCCACACAAUGACAAAUGCGAUUGGUCUCACUGCGUAGAAUGUGGCAGACGAAUUAAUAAUAGAACAUUCUCUUCAUUAAACAAACAUCUGUCAGCACGUCAAGUUUUAAGAGUUCUAUAA